AUAUCUAUGUGAACAUGCUGUCUGAAAUGUAAUGCUGAUAUUGUAUUUGUUCAGGUUGGCCUGGUGUCAUUUCAACCAGGAGAGCUGUAUGGAGCUGGUCUCUGCUCUCAAGAAUAUCUCACAUCGUCUAAGAGAGCUCGACCUCAGUGGCAAUGAACUGCAGGACUCUGGGCUCCUUAAGCUCCUAAAUGAGAUGGAAAAUAUAGAGAGAAAACUUCAGGUUCUGAGGAAAGUAUUGAUGAUGCUUGGCAUUUAGCACACUGUAUGAGGCAUACGAUUGCUAAAAGACUGUUAUGACAUGUUUUCCUGCAGGCUGAGCUGGUGUAACCUAACUUCAAAGAGUUGUGAGCACCUUUCUUUGAUCCUCAGCUCAGAUUCGCCCCUGACAGAGUUGGAUCUGAGUAACAAUGACCUGCAGAAUUCAGGAGUGAAGAUGCUCUCUGAUGGACUCAAAAAUCAAAACUGUCAGCUGGAGAUACUGAGGUUGUCUGGUUGUAUGGUGACAGAGGAAGGCUGUGGUUAUUUGUCUUCAGCUUUGAGUUCAAACCCCUCACACCUGAGAGAGCUGGAUCUGAGCUACAAUCACCCAGGACUAUCAGGAGUCCAGCUGCUCAAACACAAACUGGAGGAUCCAAAAUAUAAACUGCAGAUAGUCAAAACUGAGCCUAUGGGUAAACACUUCAUUAAAGCAGGGAUUAAGAAGUAUGCAUGCAAUCUCACGCUGGAUCCAAACACAACUCAUGUUCAGUUGUGUCUCUCCAAUGGAGACAGAACAGCAACAUGUGUAAUGCAGAGGCAGCCAUAUCCAGAUCAUCCAGAGAGAUUUGAAUCUUUCCAACAGGUGCUGUCUAGAGAGAGCCUGUCCGGCCACUGUUACUGGGAGGCUGAAUGGACGGGUCCGGAGGGGACAGUCGGGGUGACCUACAAAAACAUCCUGAGGAAAAAUGAUGAUCUUUGUACACUAGAGGCCACCGGUCAGCUUGGAAGCAAUCGUGUGUCAUGGAAAAUUACCUUUGCAGGUAUUCCAAGUGUUUCUCACGCUGACGAAGAAAUUUAUAUAAAAGCUUCAUCCUCUUGUUCCUCUAAAAGAGUUGGUGUGUUUGUGGACACAGCGGCUGGUGUUUUGUCCUUCUACAGCGUCUCUGACACACUCACACACUUGUACACCUUCCUUGAGGCUUUUAAAGAUCCUCUCUAUGCAGCAUUCAGGGUGGACAGUGACUCUGUGUCCUUUUGCCAGAUGUAACCUGCAAGCCUCUUUAUCCUAACAUUAUACACAUUUAUUGCCACUUUUUUUGCUCUGUGUGUCAACAUAAAUGAUAAUCUGAAUUUAAGCAGGUAAAAUGCAAAGGAUUUUACAUUUUACUGUAAAUAACAACCAAACCACAUUUUAGAAAUGACUUGAUGAUUUGCCUUUUUAAAGUGAUAGUUCACUUUCAAAUUACAUUUUGGUAUGUUUUAGCUUACCUCAAGGACAUCCAAGAUGUAGGUGUCUUUGUUUCGCUGCAUU
This is a messenger RNA of Carassius auratus (goldfish), 1510 nucleotides long. Its product is annotated as neoverrucotoxin subunit alpha-like. Gene Ontology annotation, molecular function: protein binding. Bases 299 to 1246 code for a protein of 315 amino acids. The transcript is spliced from 4 exons. The record is from RefSeq and is a predicted model, not a curated record. Lineage: Eukaryota; Metazoa; Chordata; Actinopteri; Cypriniformes; Cyprinidae.